AUGCCCAACACUAAAACUUUCUUUGAUAUCACUGUCGAUGGCAAGCCCCUCGGAAAAAUCGUCUUUGAGCUAUACGACGAUGUAGUUCCCAAAACUGCUGAAAACUUCCGUGCUCUCUGUACUGGCGAGAAGGGCUUUGGUUACAAGUCUAGUGGCUUCCAUCGUGUCAUUCCCAACUUUAUGCUCCAAGGUGGUGAUUUCACCAACCAUAACGGCACUGGCGGUAAAUCCAUCUAUGGCGAGAAGUUCAAGGAUGAAAACUUCAAGAUCAAGCACACUGAGCCUGGAUUGUUGUCCAUGGCUAACGCUGGCCCCAACACCAAUGGUUCUCAAUUCUUCAUUACCACUGUUCCCUGCUCUUGGUUAGAUGGCAAGCACGUUGUCUUUGGCAAGGUCAUCGAAGGCAUGAACAUUGUCAAGCAAAUUGAAGCUUUGGGUUCUGACUCUGGCAAGGUCAAGUCAAAGAUCGUCAUUGCCGACUGUGGUGUACAAUAA
Messenger RNA from Mucor velutinosus, 495 nucleotides. RefSeq names its product Geranylgeranyl pyrophosphate synthase. Gene Ontology annotation, molecular function: peptidyl-prolyl cis-trans isomerase activity. The record is from RefSeq and is a predicted model, not a curated record. Bases 1 to 495 code for a protein of 164 amino acids. Gene Ontology annotation, biological process: protein peptidyl-prolyl isomerization; protein folding. The transcript is spliced from 5 exons. Lineage: Eukaryota; Fungi; Mucoromycota; Mucoromycetes; Mucorales; Mucoraceae.